This is a messenger RNA of Cimex lectularius (bed bug), 1116 nucleotides long. Its product is annotated as dolichyldiphosphatase 1-like. Gene Ontology annotation, molecular function: sphingosine-1-phosphate phosphatase activity. Lineage: Eukaryota; Metazoa; Arthropoda; Insecta; Hemiptera; Cimicidae. Bases 308 to 1042 code for a protein of 244 amino acids. The record is from RefSeq and is a predicted model, not a curated record. The transcript has 6 exons.
AAAAAGCCGACUCCUACCAAUCAAAAAUAAUUUUGAAAUCGCGUUCGUUACGUGGCCGUUUACCUUCGUGCCGACUGGCAUGAAAACGGGAGUUUCGACGUCGUGAUGUGGCAGACGCAUAAUCCCGGUCCUCGCCUUGCUCCGACCGCAUACUUUUAAGAUUUUGAAGUCGAGGGGCUUUGUUUUAGCCAUGUCGCAGACUAUGAAAGGUUGACACGAGAGAAGACAGAGUGAGAGAGUGCGAGAAAGAGUGAGAAGGCGAGUCGGCGGUUUUCUGACUUUUUGAAUAAGCGGCCGAGUUUUAAAAAUGGCCUCACAAGACCAACUUAUUAAACCGAAAGUCGAGGAUUUCAACGGAGUAGAGUGGACACCGCUCAAGCUGACCCUCGUCGAAUAUCCAAAAGAUGAUCUUCUGGGUAAAAUUUUAGCAUUUUCAAGUUUAUCACCAUUGGGAAUAGGAGCAGGUUUCGUAGCCUUAAUUCUAUUUAGAAGAGAUCUACACACGAUUGUUUUCUUCAUCGGGACAAUUUUAAACGAACUGCUCAACCAAAUAUUAAAGACGAUAAUCUGUGAUCCUAGACCAAUUUUUAGAAAUAUGCAACACAAUGACUAUGGCAUGCCUUCUUCCCAUGCACAGUUUUCAUGGUUCUUUACUACAUAUGUAAUCUAUUUUGUUUUUAUAAGGUUACAUCAUAUGAAUAAUAACACUACGUUAGAAAGUGUGUGGAAAGCUGUUAUUGUUCUUGGCUGUGUGUUUUUAGCAAUCAUUGUUUCUGUGAGCAGAAUCUACCUCCAAUACCACACUUGGAAACAAGUUUUCUGUGGGGCACUUUUGGGAAUAUUAUUCGGGACAAUAUGGUUCGCAUUGACAUACCUUGUCUUCACCCCCUACUUUCCAGUUGUUGUAUCCUGGAGGAUAUCGGAACUGUUGUUGUUGAGGGACACGACGCUUAUUCCAAAUGUUCUUUGGUUUGAAUACACUAAUACUAGACAGGAGGCGAGGGCCAGAGGUCGGAAAUUAGUAUCAAUGAAAUCCCAAUGACAUCUAAUGGCCGAUGUCAAUACUCUCAUCAGGUCGUAUUGGCCCCACAAAAGGUAGCAUCGUUAUGUUCCCAC